Messenger RNA from Talaromyces proteolyticus, 1193 nucleotides. Its product is annotated as putative proteasome component. Lineage: Eukaryota; Fungi; Ascomycota; Eurotiomycetes; Eurotiales; Trichocomaceae. Gene Ontology annotation, biological process: proteasomal protein catabolic process. The record is from RefSeq and is a predicted model, not a curated record. Gene Ontology annotation, molecular function: peptidase activity. Bases 257 to 874 code for a protein of 205 amino acids. Gene Ontology annotation, cellular component: nucleus; cytosol; proteasome core complex, beta-subunit complex. The transcript has 5 exons.
AAACCAGCGCCGGGCGGCUCGGUUUGCUCUGUUUGCUCGCCAGCUCGGCGACGUAGCUAGGCGUCAAGCUCACGCGCGUUCCUAGCAGCUAUUUCAUCCUGACCGCCUACGACAAGCACAUCGAACCCUCCCUCUAUCUUGAUUUUAGUGGGAGAUUCAUGCUAUUCAGCUUUUAGUCGGUUGCUGAAUUACUAUCCACCCGGAUUCUGACCGUCAACUGCCAUCCACAACCGCAAAGCGAAGUCAAAAGACCAAGAUGGAGGUUUUACUUGGGAUUACUGGAAAGGACUUUGUCAUCAUUGCAGCUUCUAAAGCUGCCGUGAGAGGGCCAACCAUCCUCAAAGCCACAGAUGACAAAACCCGCAAGUUGAAUGAACACACUCUGAUGGCAUACUCUGGAGAGCCCGGUGAUGGAGUGCAAUUCGCAGAAUAUAUCCAAGCCAAUGUUCAACUAUACUCGAUGCGCAAUGAUACAGAACUCAGCCCUGCCGCCGUUGGUAACUUUGUCCGAGGGGAGCUCGCCCGGAGCUUACGUUCUCGAACCCCAUACACCGUCAACCUCUUACUCGGCGGUAUCGAUGCUAUCACCAACACCCCCAGUCUGUACUGGAUAGAUUAUCUGGCCUCUCUGGCACAGGUUCCAUACGCCGCCCAUGGAUAUGCGCAGUAUUACUGCUUGUCUAUUCUUGAUAAACACCACCACCCAGAUAUUCAACUAGAGCAGGGCAUGAAACUUCUCGAACUCUGCACGGAUGAAUUGAAACGGCGAUUGCCCAUAGACUUCAAAGGUGUCCUGGUGAAAGUGGUGACGAAGGAUGGCAUUCAAGAAAUCGAUUAUGACAGCGCUAACGCUAAAAUUGUAAGGAGCGCGUGAUGUUUCUAGGGAUCUUGCCUGAUAUGGCGUUGUAUCAUAGCAUUUCACAUGAUCUUAGGAAAAAGACGUUCUAGAUGAAGAGAUGCUUGCCUGUUAUCCUUACAACGUAUCAAACUACAUUAUGUAGCCAGUGCUAUAGGUCCUACAAGAGGGAAAGCUCCUGAAGACCCUAACUCCUUCAAUUGUUUAAGCCGUGUUUAAGUCUAGUAUAAACAUGAAGGCAAAAUUGGGGCGUUUUGUAGCUCCUUAGACUAGUUUAUUUCAGGUAGAAACUCAGCACCACAUAAAUAAUCAAUAACGGGAAGAAUAAUAAAACGCU